Messenger RNA from Triticum urartu, 3290 nucleotides. The record is from RefSeq and is a predicted model, not a curated record. NCBI's taxonomy places the organism in Eukaryota, Viridiplantae, Streptophyta, Magnoliopsida, Poales, Poaceae.
AGACUAAUAAAAAAAAAGAGAGGAAAGGGCCGCUCUCAACAGAACAGUCUCUCCACCAUUCCAUGUCGGCCUUCCCCACCCCCCAUUAGAUUCUCACGAGAGCGGUCACCUCACUCGCUAGCUGCUUCACUCUGCGCGCGAGAUCCGGCGUCCGCCUCAGCCUCCGCGACGCCGUCCACCUCCUUCUCCGUCGAGGCCUUCGCCGGCGGCAGGUUAGCGCCCCUCCUCUGGCUCGAUACGACUGCGAUAUGAGCGGUCGGUCCUGGAGACGAAGCUAAGAGUGUCCGUCCUGCAGAUCUGCUGCUCUAGUAUGUACUCCCUUCAUCCCAUAAUAUAAAACGUUUUUGCAAGCUAAGUUAGCUUGCAAAAACUCCUAUAUUAUGGGACGGAGUAGCAGAUAGGCUGCUCUACUUCACCAAGUAGAUCACCAACGCCAACUUCCACAAACACGAGAGGUAACGUGUGCGGACAAGCAUGGCCGCGGUUGUGACCGGAGCGAUGGGCACCCUCUUGCCCAAGCUCGCCAACCUGAUCACAAAGGAGUACAACCUCCACAAGGGCGUCAAAGGCGAGAUCAUGUUCCUCAAAGUCGAGUUGGAGCAUAUGCAGGCGGCUCUGGUUGAUAUCUCGGAGGCGCCAAUUGACCAGCCACCAAACAACCAGAUCAAGCUUUGGGCCAAUCAUGUGAGGGACCUAUCAUACGACCUCGAAGAUAACAUUGACAAGUUCAUGUUGCACAUCGAAACCCAUGGACAGCCAGAGAAGUCGCACAGCUUCAGGGAUUUCAUUGAUAAGUGCCUCAGCCUGCUGACCAAGGGCAAGAUUCGGCACAAGAUCGGCAUCGAUAUCAAAGACAUCAAGAGACGUAUCAAGGAGAUCAGUGAGCGGCGUAAAAGGUACCAGAUUGACAGUAAGGCUGCUGCCAAGCCACCUGGUCCAACUGUUGACACCCUUCGCCUGUCAACCUUGUAUAAAAAGGCGACGGAGCUCGUUGGCAUCGAGGAGAAGAGCCUUGAGGUAGUCGAGAUGUUGACAGAGGGAGAUGAGGUUUCCAAGAAACAGCUCAAGGUGGUCUCUAUUGUUGGAUUUGGUGGAUUAGGCAAGACAACCCUUGCCAAUGCAGUGUAUGAGAAGCUCAUAGUGCAAGUCAACAUUCAAAAACAAAAACUGCAAUUUGAUUGUGCGGCUUUUAUUUCAGUGUCUCUUAAUCCUAACAUGAAGCUGAUUUUCAAGAGCUUGCUCCAUCAACUUGACAAGCACACAUAUCAGAACAUUAAUGAGGCAUCAUGGGUCGAAGAACGGCUCAUCCGUGAGAUAAGAACAUUCCUUGAAAACAAGAGGUACUUGAUUGUUAUUGACGACAUAUGGGAUAAAUCCGUCUGGGAAAACAUCAAGUAUGCCUUGAUUGACAAUGAAUAUGAAAGCAGAGUAAUCACAACAACUCGCAUCCUUGAUGUUGCCCAGCAAGCUGGUGGUGUUUAUCGGCUGGAUCCUCUUUCUGAUGAGGACUCAAGAAAAUUGUUUUAUCAAAGAAUAUAUGGUAGGGAGAACAAGUCACCACCUGAUCAAUUGGUUGAAGUAUCUGAGAGCAUUCUAAGAAGAUGUGGAGGGGUUCCACUAGCUAUCCUUACGAUAGGUAGCUUGUUGUCUAGUAAAAAGGGAAGAGCACAUACACAUGAGUAUUGGUCCAAGGUGUACAAAUCUAUCAGUUCCGGGCUAGAUAAUAGUCAUGAUGAUGUGAAGAACAUGAGAAGGAUAUUAUCUGUCAGUUACUUUGGCCUACCUCCACACCUAAAGACUUGUUUACUGCAUCUUAGUUUGUAUCCACAGGAUUAUGAGAUUGAAACAGGACAAUUGAUAUGGAAAUGGGUGGGUGAAGGUUUUGUGGGAAAAAAACAGGGGAAGAGCUUGUAUGAGGUAGGAAAGGAUUACUUGGACGAGCUCAUCAAUAAAAGCUUGGUACAGGCUGUACAUUUUCAGAAUGGUAAUGAGGUGUGCUCUUGUCGUAUACAUGAUAUGGUGCAUGACCUCAUCACUUCUUUAUCAAAUGAGGAGGGUUUCCUAACAACAAUAGGUAGUCAACAGCCUGAGUAUCUACCAAGUAAAGUCCGCCGACUGUUCGUGCAAACCAGCACUGAAGAGGUUGUUAAUCAGUUGCCAACAUUGAGCUUGUCCCAUGUGAGGUCACUUACCUUGUCUAGGCCAGCUUUCAGUUUGUUGCCAGCACUUUCAGGUUUUCCAGUCUUACGUGUACUAGAUUUCAGUAAUUGUGAGCAAGUGGAUGAUAAUCAUUGGAAGGAUAUCUGCAAUUUGUUUCACUUGAGAUAUUUGAGUUUAAAGGGUACAUCUAUCACUAAGAUCCCAAAAGAGAUUGGGAAUCUAAAAUUUGUGCAAGUGCUGGACAUAAGGUCCACGAAAAUAGAAGAACUGCCGUCAACCUUUAUUCAACUAACACACCUCUUGUUACUCCUGAUGGUUGAUAGCCUUGGUUGUGCAGUGCCGAGGUGGAUGUGCUCCAUGUCUUCCCUCUUCUCCCUAAGUAUCACACUAAAAGCACUAGGAGAGGAGGACCUUGAAAUCCUUGGGAGCAUACAAACUCUCAGUGAAUUGUGCAUACAAGUGGAGAAGCCUACACAAGGAAGAGCCAAAAGGUUAGUUGUUGGCAGUGGUUAUCCAUUUCCGUGUCUAAGAAGGUUUUCUUUCAAGAGUGACUCCAUGGAGUUGGGGUUUGCACUUGGAGCCAUGCAAAGUCUCCAGUUCCUGGCGUUAGUUUUUCCUCAUGUGCAUGGCACACUGCUUCAAUUUGGUGAUUUUGUAAUGGGUUUAGAGAAUCUCUCUUCGCUUGAGUAUAUGGAGAUGGAUGUUUAUUCUAGAAGAGAGACCUCUGUGCUGUUUAAUGUGAUGACUGCAGUUUGGAAAGAGAUUUCUAUGAACCGUAACAAGCCCACACUGAUGUGGAAUCCAUCCAAACUUACUGUUGCGGAAGAAAUUUGUGUUGCCCUGUACGUGCAGAAAGCUGCCUUGAUCUUCAUAGAUGGUGCUAAAAAGCUUGGGGUCUGAUCGGGAGCCCCCCAUAGGAUGUCCAAGCUUAAUAAGGCCUUUCGUCGCGAUCUGGCUACCACAAGGAAAUGAAGCCACCAGCUGCGAGAUCACCUCAUGGCUCAGUCGAAGAGUCGACAAGGAAAUUGAUCUCUCUCUGGUUUUUUUUCUUUUGCGGGGGUUUUCUCUCUGGUUAUUAAUGUCUGCACGAUACACCCUAGACAAUUAUAUAUUUCGUUGUGUUCAUGCAU